ACCCCACAACCACGUGCUUCAACCUUCACACCACACGUCAUCAUGGCAUCCGUCUCAAAAGCUCCUCUUGUCUGGAUAGACUGCGAGAUGACUGGCCUGAACACCGACAUUGACACCAUCAUGUCUCUCGCCGUCUUCGUCACUGAUGCGGACCUCAAUUUCCUCGAUGAGACAGGUUACGAAGCCAUCAUCCACCACGACAAGGAACAACUCGACCGCAUGGGCGAGUGGUGCACACGCCACCACGGCCAGUCAGGUCUGACCCAAGCCUGCCUCGACUCCACCACCACCGCAGAAGAAGCCGCAGAAGGCCUGCUUUCUUACAUCAAAAAGUAUGUUCCCGAGCGUCGUAUUGGGCUCCUAGCUGGAAACUCGGUCCAUGCCGACAAGUCGUUCCUGGUAAAAGAGCCCUACAAGAUUGUCGUCGAUCACCUCAACUAUCGCAUCAUGGACGUGAGCAGCAUCAAGGAAGCUGCGCGUAGGUGGGCACCCAAAGCAACGCUCAACAAGAUUCCAAGGAAGCAAAUGCUUCAUGAAGCGCGCGCUGAUAUCCUGGAGAGCAUUGAGGAAGCGCGGUAUUAUCGCAAGACCUUUUUCGUGACGCCACCGAGCAUUGCGGAGGCGCAGAAAUAAUAAGUAUCGACAUCCUGCAGUACCUUGAAAUACUCAGGUGAGCGUCUCCAUUAUCUGUAACCAUAUUCACGGCGCUCUACAAUCUCAGUACAAUAUUGUGGAAGUUACACCCUUUUCGGGCAGAAAUACUCUCCUAGAAUAGCAGUGUAGAUGUAUAAGGAUACAAAAUGAUGAUACGAC
Molecule: messenger RNA, 813 nt
Organism: Pyrenophora tritici-repentis Pt-1C-BFP
Lineage: Eukaryota; Fungi; Ascomycota; Dothideomycetes; Pleosporales; Pleosporaceae
Product: Orn, Oligoribonuclease (3'-to-5' exoribonuclease)
Cellular component (GO): mitochondrion
Molecular function (GO): nucleic acid binding; 3'-5'-RNA exonuclease activity
Source: RefSeq, a predicted model, not a curated record